Messenger RNA from Penicillium antarcticum, 1821 nucleotides. RefSeq names its product putative NAD+ kinase Utr1. The record is from RefSeq and is a predicted model, not a curated record. The transcript has a single exon. NCBI's taxonomy places the organism in Eukaryota, Fungi, Ascomycota, Eurotiomycetes, Eurotiales, Aspergillaceae. The coding region runs from base 1 to 1821 and encodes 606 amino acids. Gene Ontology annotation, biological process: NADP+ biosynthetic process; NAD+ metabolic process. Gene Ontology annotation, molecular function: NAD+ kinase activity.
AUGGCGAGCCGCGAUACCCUUCAGUCUGACAAUUCAUCUCUCUCGUGCUCACCAGUCAGUGCGGCGCUUCUCCGCGACUAUGCCCUUCACAUAGGACCCUCCCAAACCCACACCGAGAUCCCCGACACCCCUCACGGCACAGUCUCGCCCAAGUCUGAGAUCCAAGAAGAGGGCUUGUCGCUGCCUCUGACGCUACGGCCCCUCACGAAGUCCAUUUCUCGGCCUCGGUCCCAGAAAGCGCUGUCGACUGACUGCAUCCCGCGACAAACCAUUCUGAAAGCCCUAGCCUCGCGAUCCUCGAUCAUCACCAAUAAUCCGAACACGAUGUCGGCGAGUUCCUGGACGAACUUGUUGAACAAAUCCACCCAGGCUUCCCCGCCUUCCGAUGACCGGCAGCGCCGCGGCAGCAAUGCCUCCCAAAAUCUUUCCACAGCCCUUUCCAACCUGCAAUUAAACGGAUACCUCGAUAGAUCGCCGGCAACUGCACGACUAGUAUUGCAGUCGCCAUGCUAUUUCCACCAGCGUUUCGACGACGCUGUCAAUAUAAAGAAGGUGCUUGAGGAAAUCGCCGAUGACGAGUGGCUGUCCCACUCACGGCUAGUUCAGACGGCAACUGGUGUGCGUGAGGUGUCCAAGCAGCUCCAGCGCCGUCCGAUCAAACGCGCUGUGCGAAAUGUCAUGAUUGUCACCAAGGCUCGGGAUAACAGCCUGGUACACUUGACUCGGGAAGUUGCCGAGUGGCUGCUUUCAACGCCAAGAUAUGGGAACAAACAGGGUGUCAAUGUCUAUGUGGACGCGAAACUGCGGAAUUCCAAGCGCUUUGAUACACCGGGUCUUUUGCAAAAAGAUCCCAUGUUUGCGCAGAUGCUGUAUUUCUGGACACCAGACCUCUGCUGGACAUCACCGGAUAAAUUUGACCUAGUCUUGACACUAGGGGGUGACGGCACCGUUCUCUUCACUUCAUGGCUGUUCCAGCGUGUUGUGCCACCUGUGCUCUGCUUUUCAUUGGGCAGCCUCGGCUUCCUCACAAACUUCGAGUUCUCAAAUUACAAAUCACAACUAAAUGGUGUCAUGGGUGAUGUUGGCAUGCGAGUCAAUCUGCGCAUGCGAUUCACAUGUACCGUUUACCGGAAAGACCGGAGUAAAGGCGCAGAGGCAGGUGCGGUCGAGGAAGGCGAACAGUUCGAAGUUCUGAACGAACUGGUCAUCGACCGCGGCCCGUCUCCCUACGUCUCCAAUCUAGAGCUUUAUGCCGACGACGAACUUCUCACUGUUGUCCAAGCAGACGGCUGUAUCUUUUCCACUCCAACCGGCUCAACAGCAUACUCCCUCUCAGCUGGCGGCUCUCUCAUGCACCCUUCCAUCCCCGGUAUCCUCCUCACGCCCAUCUGUCCUCAUACCCUCUCCUUCCGCCCAAUGGUCCUCUCAGACUCCCACCUCCUCCGCAUCGCAGUCCCCAACACAUCCCGCUCAACCGCAUACUGCUCCUUCGACGGCAAGGGUCGCGUCGAACUCCGCCAAGGCGACUAUGUCACCGUCGAAGCAAGCCAGUACCCCUUCCCAACAGUAGUCUCCAACAACAACGAGUGGUUUACAAGCGUCCAACGCGCUCUUCGUUGGAAUACCCGUGGCGCAAUCCAAAAAGGCUGGGAUGGCGGCGACGGCGCCGACCUGAGUCCUGACCCCAACGAAGACGAGCAAUGGGACAUCGAUACCGACACCGGCGUCGGCGGUACAGAUAGCGGCAUCGGUCCCAGUGAAGACGGAGACGCAAUGUCCCCCAACCCCAUGCGUCGACAAAUGAGCUUACUCAAUAUGUGA